This is a messenger RNA of Aspergillus aculeatinus CBS 121060, 2342 nucleotides long. RefSeq lists its product as uncharacterized. Gene Ontology annotation, molecular function: DNA-binding transcription factor activity, RNA polymerase II-specific; zinc ion binding; DNA binding. Gene Ontology annotation, biological process: DNA-templated transcription; regulation of DNA-templated transcription. The record is from RefSeq and is a predicted model, not a curated record. The transcript is spliced from 4 exons. NCBI's taxonomy places the organism in Eukaryota, Fungi, Ascomycota, Eurotiomycetes, Eurotiales, Aspergillaceae. The coding region runs from base 76 to 2247 and encodes 723 amino acids.
UCUUUCCUUCUUCACCCAACUCAACAUCCUCGGGCUUCGGGCAAUCGGGUAUAGGAACAAUUCUCGCUUUCUGUCAUGGACACGCCGAUCUCUGUAUCCGUUCAGACAGCCACCGCCGUCAAGCCCCAGCAGCCUCGGCGCGUGCUGGCGUGCGUGCUCUGUCAGCAACGCAAGAUCAAAUGUGACCGCACAUUCCCCUGCACCAACUGUGCCCGAGCCAACGUGCAAUGCGAGCAAGCCGUUCGUCAGCGACGGCGCAGGUUUCCGGAGAAAGAGUUGUUGGCCCGCCUGCGACUCUAUGAGGGUCUACUCCGACAGCACAACAUCAAGUUCGAUCCCCUCCACACCCCAACCGCUGACCAUCGGUCUCCCAGUGACGAUGGCCGCGACGACCUGCCAGAGGGGGGCGAAUUAGAGGGCACUCUGGGUGAGAGAGAGAAGCCCACCGUCAAGACCAAGUCACUAAACCUCUGGCAUGCGAUGAGCCAAAAGCCUGUAAGCCCUGGAGACGACGAUGGCAACGAGGGUGAGGACGACGAGAAUGACACCGGUUUCCUGCACGAUACGGACGAUGUGCGGCCCGCCGUUAUCCAGAAGGCGUGGAAUCACACCUUUCAAGGCCAAAGCAACGACCACCUCCUCUUUGGUGCGCCGGUAGGCACCGUCGAUCUUUCCGCUUCGCAUCCAAGCCAAGUGCAUAUCUUCCGGCUGUGGCAGGUCUACCUAGACCAAGUGAAUCCGCUGCUCAAAGUCACUCACACUCCCACCCUGCAGACACGGAUCAUUGAUGCUGCCAGUGAUAUCGCCAACAUCAGCCCCACCUUAGAAGCCCUGAUGUUCAGCAUCUACUGCGUCUCCCUUACGAGUCUCUCGGGCGAACAAUGCAGUGUACUGUUUGGAACCGCGAAAAAGGAACUUUUGACUGGCUAUCAGUUUGCGUGCCAGCAGGCGCUACGCAAUUGCGGGAUUCUACGCUCCAGCGACCGCGAGUGUCUGACCGCCCUGUAUCUGUAUCUAGUUUCCAUUCGCCCUGACACCGAUCCCGCAUCCCUGUCUUCGCUGCUGAGCGUCGCGAUCCGAAUCGCCCAGCGCAUCGGCAUCCAUAACGAGUCGAUGUACGGCAAAUGCUCCGCGCUGGAGGCGGAGAUGCGCCGUCGGCUGUGGUGGUCGCUCAUCAUCUUCGACAACCGCGUCUGCGAGAUGUCCGACUAUAAGACGGCAUCGCUGGCGCCGACCUGGGACUGCAAGGUGCCGCUCAACGUGAACGACUUCGAGCUGCAGCCGGAGAUGAGAACGCCCCCCGCCCCCAACAACCGACCCACGGAGAUGCUGUUCGCCGCGGUUCGCAGCGAUCUCGCCGACUUCGUGCGCCACAGCGCCUUCCACCUCAACUUCACCAACCCCUCCCUCAACACGAUCGCCCCGCGUCCCACCGACGAAGCCGAGCGACUGGUCUCGCUGGAAAAAACCAUGGAGGAAAAAUACCUGGCUUUCUGCAAUCCCGAGAACGCCCUGCACUUCAUGACCCUUUGGACGAUGCGGGGGUCCCUGGCCAAGAGCCGGCUCCUGCAGCACUACUCCCAAUGCUCCAGCACCCCCGAGCCACCGACCGACGCCCAGCGCAACACGGGCCUCGCGCACGCGCUGCGCAUGCUCGAAUGCGACACGAAGCUCAUGACCUCGCCGCUCACGCAGCCCUAUCGGUGGCUGGUGCACUUUCACUUCCCGUUCCCGGCGUACAUCCACCUGCUGCAGGAUCUGAAGAAGCGGCCCGUCGAGGCCCAUGCCGACCGCGCGUGGGCCGUCAUGAGCGACAACUACGCGGUGCGGAUGAUGGAGGCCGGCCAGGACGAUCGCCCGUUCUUUAUCGUCUUCUCGCGGAUUGUCCUGCAGGCGUGGGAGGCGCGGGAGAAGGUGGCUGUGGCAGCCCAGCUCGAGACGCCGCCGCCGGUGCCACCACGGAUGGUCGUGGAUAUCCGGAACAAGGUGAUGCAGAUGACGACGAGUUUCGGACUGGAUGCGGCUGCUGCGGUGCACUCUGAUGGGGUCGUGGGGGUCAGUGCCGAGGAUCUCGAGAUGGACUUGGCGGCGCCAGAGAUGGCGUACGGCCCUGGCGGGCACGGCGCGACUGGACUGGAACCGUGGGGCUGCCUGGAUAUAGCUGGGCCGGCGGCUGGGGACGUAGGUGCGAAUCAAUUUCUGUUGAAUACCAUGGAGUGGAAUGCGCUGCAUGCUCGGGGUAGGUGAGGGGCUCUUUGCCCGGCAGAGGUGUGAGCCACGAGUGUCGAUGAUUAAUCCCGCCUAUGACUCGAGAUGAUAAAUGAUAAUCUACGCAUUUCUGG